UUUCAUAUAAAUUUUUUGCAAUAGAGAAAAAAGACAAACAACUAGAGAAGUCACGGCUUGGAAAGAUUAGUUGGCCAGCGCACAAAGAAAAUGGGAUUCUCGAUGCGACUUUGCCUCCAUUAGUCCAUUAAAGUCUAACCUUCUCCACCACCACCUCUCUCUCUCUCUCUCUACGCUUGGCCAGCCCAGGUGCUCAAUUGUGCAGCCAUUAUCACGGUAGGAAGAUAAGCUAGCUAGGCCAAGAACAGAGCAGGAGAAUGAGAAAAGGCAAAGAAAUGGGCAACUUAAGUCCAACAAAAGACCAUUCUUUUCCUUCUCUUACCAAGAAGCUUCUUCCAUGGACCUUUUAUGCUAUUAUCCCUUUUGUUUUGUUUCGUUUAUAUUUUUACCCUUGCCCUCUUCUUCACAAUAAUCCUGUUCUCAUCUCCACUUCAUCUUUUCCCUUUUCUCCUUCUCCUUCUACACUAGAAGCAAAAAAUUCUGUAGAAAAAACUCCAUGUGACUACACUAAUGGCAAUUGGGUCUAUGAAAAGAGAGGACCUUUGUAUAAUGGAACAACCUGUGGCACAAUCAAAGAAGGUCAGAAUUGCAUUUCUCAUGGCAGGCCUGAUACGGCUUAUCUUUACUGGAGAUGGAAACCAAAGCAAUGCAAUCUUCCAAGGUUUGACCCCAAUAUAUUUCUUAAUCUCCUUAGGAAUAAGCACUUAGCUUUUAUUGGUGAUUCUAUGGCUAGAAAUCAAUUGGAGUCACUUCUUUGCAUGUUAUCCACUGCCUCUGCUCCUAAGCUUGUUUAUAGAGAUGGUGAAGAUAAUAAGUUUCGCAGAUGGUAUUUUGGUUCACAUAAUGUCAACAUAUCAGUCUAUUGGUCACCAUUUCUUGUAAGAGGUGUGGAAAAAUCAAGUACUGGUCCAAAUCAUAAUGAAUUGUAUUUGGAUCAAGUCGAUGAGAAAUGGGCUGUUGAUAUGGAUGGACUUGAUAUGAUCGUGUUAUCAAUUGGGCAUUGGUUUCUCCAUCCAGCAGUUUAUUAUGAGGGUGAUUCUAUACUGGGUUGCCAUUUCUGUCCUGGUCUUAAUCACACUGAAAUAGGGUUUUAUGAUGUUUUGAGCAAUGCUUUAAAGACUACACUUAAGACUAUAACUGAAAGGAGAGGGACUAACGGCAAUGGGAUUGAUGUAAUUGUUACUACUUUUUCACCUUCACAUUUUGAAGGCGACUGGGAUAAGUUUGGUGCUUGUCCAAAAACUAAGCCUUAUCAUGAGAGGGAGAAAUCACUUGAAGGAAUGGAUGCAGAGAUGAGGAAAAUCGAAAUUGAACAAGUUGAAGCUGCAAAGUUGAACGCUUUGCAAUUUGAUAAGUUGCGAAUAGAGGCAUUGGACGUGACCAAAUUAUCGCUACUGCGGCCGGAUGGUCACCCAGGACCAUAUAUGUAUCCAUUUCCAUUUGCUAAUGGUGUUACUGAGCGUGUGCAAAAUGAUUGUGUGCAUUGGUGUUUGCCAGGGCCUAUAGAUACUUGGAAUGAGAUAUUACUACAAGUGAUUAAAAGAUGGGAAUAUGAAUCAAUAAGAGAAGAAUAAUUCAAGACGAAUGCGUCGACUUUGAGGGUUUGUCUUUGUCCUCAGAGUGAUCCAUUUUGGGUGGUGUUUAUUGCUCUUGAAGGGAGACAAAAGGAAAGAAGACAAACAGAAAGAGGUUAAAUGGUGCCAAGGAUAGUGAUCUUUUUGGAAUUCUUUUGUUUUUGGUUUUAUGUAAAAUGUACAAAUGAAAUCAAUCAACGUUUAACCACUUCUCACACAA
This is a messenger RNA of Ricinus communis (castor bean), 1794 nucleotides long. RefSeq names its product xyloglucan O-acetyltransferase 1. Gene Ontology annotation, cellular component: Golgi apparatus. Lineage: Eukaryota; Viridiplantae; Streptophyta; Magnoliopsida; Malpighiales; Euphorbiaceae. Gene Ontology annotation, molecular function: O-acetyltransferase activity. The transcript is spliced from 2 exons. Bases 258 to 1574 code for a protein of 438 amino acids. The record is from RefSeq and is a predicted model, not a curated record.